This is a messenger RNA of Mytilus trossulus (common blue mussel), 915 nucleotides long. RefSeq lists its product as uncharacterized. Lineage: Eukaryota; Metazoa; Mollusca; Bivalvia; Mytilida; Mytilidae. The transcript has 3 exons. The record is from RefSeq and is a predicted model, not a curated record. The coding region runs from base 198 to 725 and encodes 175 amino acids.
UGUCAUUAUAAAGGUAAACAUAGUUCAAUUCCGGGUGUUACAGUAUUCGAUUUAACUGUUUAGAUAUACUUGGUGGAAAAAAUACUGCUCUUUCCGUCUACUCUAAAUACCAAGUUCAGUCAGCAAAUACAGCUUCUAAAAGGAAAAGAGUCUCAAAGAAGUAGCACACUGGUGCUUUCUACUGAUAAGGUGCAAGGAUGACAAAAUUGUUACUGAUUCUCAUCGUAGCUAUCGCUGUUUUGGCGAGUGUAGAAGCAGAAAGUUUCGAAUGUAUGAAAAAAAGACAAAAGGCCCAUCAAAGCCCAAGCGAAAAUUAUCAUGAUUAUCUAAUGGAACAAAUACUUCGCGAAAAUGGCAUAGAGAUAGAAAAAGAACCGAGUAAAGAAGAGUGUGAAAAAGAAAGGGAAUUAGACAGACAAAAACAAAAAAGCUACCGGGGUUCAAAUAAAGUGCGAUCUAUUUCAGAACUACUCUACCUAGUUUGGGGUUUUAUUAUCGUGGCUGUAAUAAUUUUUGCAUCGAUGAUCCCUAUAGUCCUUCUAGUCGUGUACGUCGACAACAAGUAUGAUAUUAUACCAGCACGAGUAAAAACACCACUAUUUCAGAACGGAGGGGUCACGGAGGAAGAAUAUCAAGAGUUUCUAGAAGAGUUGGCUGAAAUUGAGAAUAUUAGUAUCGAAAUUCGCAACCGAAAAAAGGCCAGUGAUAAAAUGUGGAAGUUGUGAAAUGAUGUGCUCUAGAUAGCAUAAUCUUAGAGACUACAUUACUGGAGUAUUUGCUUGCACUUCUUGACGUGUACUAAAUUAUCUUUAGCAAAACCUAUUGACCAGGUAUCAUUUUGCACAGCAAUAGGCUUGUUAACAUAUUUACAUAUUUAGUCUUCAACAAGUAUCACAUACAUAAUUUUUAUUUAAA